GCAUAUGAUAUAUACAUCCGGGUUGUAAUGAGAUUUUGAUUUACUUUCCUGGUUUGUCACAAUAAAGCCCAUAAGUGUUUGAUACUCGACAAUGUGUAGAUUUAUUAUUGGAAGCUGAUCUAUACCGCUAUCCGUCAAAUCUCAUUUUAGGAACUACAGAUGUCGACUGAAAUAUUGGGUUUUGUAUUUUUCGUUUUCUGUCUACAAGUACAGAUUGGAUUUUCCCAACCUCUUGGUAUAAAACGUGACGAUGAGCGAUGCAUAGCGGAGGAUUACACGCUCAAUAUAAAAUCGUAUUUGAAAGAUGAAUUAAGCGAUUUGGAAAAAAGACUGAAAAAAGAUUUUUCAAAGAAUAUACAAAACCUCAAAACACAGAUAAACCGACUUACAAAUUGUCCUCGAGGCUGGAGCAAACAUGGCACAUCAUGUUAUAAGUUAAACAAACGAAAAUCAACAUGGAAAACUGCUGAUCAAUUCUGCCGAGGUCUGUCAGGGAAAUUAGCUGAAAUUGGCACGAAGAGUGAAAACGACUUUAUAAAAAAUCUCAUUAAAAAUAACUCUGGAACAGAACGAGCCUGGUUAGGUGGGGCAGACACGGCAGAGGAAGGUACAUGGAUCUGGAGUUUUUCAGAAAUACCGCUGAGCUUUAAGAACUGGAACAAGGGUGAACCCAAUGACGACAAAGGAAAGGAAGACUGUUUGGAAAUACUGGGAACACAAAACGGACUCUGGAAUGACUUGCCAUGCUCAUAUUCAUCGGCGUCUGUUUGUGAAAAAGACUUGUAGUAUGUGUUUGUGUGUUUAUGUGUGUAUAUGUGAGUAUGUGUGCGUGUUCUAUACUGUAACUAACAACGAAAGGGACUCGUUUUUGCCUUCCAUAGAUUGUACACAUGGUUAUUCUGUCUGUAGAUUAAUCUAAAUUACUGUCCCAAAAAAUCAUCUUCGUCUAUCAUGACUUGUCAAAUGAGAUGGUCAAAUUCUAAUGUAGAGUUGUUACGCAUGUAUAUUUUUAAACAAUGCAUUUGCGUUAUUACAAUACUGUAAUGUACUGUUAUUUUCUCGAUCAAUACCUGCUGUUGUUUACGUUGAUAAAAUGUUUUUCAAGUCAAUUGAAAGAUUUACUUCCUGGUCCAAAGUGGAGUCAUGGUUUGAAUUUAUAUAGGAAACAUCUUCAUGCAGGGUACCAUAAGACUGAAAUUUCUUAAAUAACUGUGCAAGCAUUCCCACAAAUUUGUUUAAUUCAUGACCCAUGUUGAUCAAAUAAACUUUUUUUCUCUAGCAAAUUCAA
This is a messenger RNA of Ostrea edulis (European flat oyster), 1288 nucleotides long. RefSeq names its product galactose-specific lectin nattectin-like. The record is from RefSeq and is a predicted model, not a curated record. The transcript is spliced from 6 exons. Lineage: Eukaryota; Metazoa; Mollusca; Bivalvia; Ostreida; Ostreidae. The coding region runs from base 160 to 786 and encodes 208 amino acids.